Molecule: messenger RNA, 1245 nt
Organism: Penicillium cosmopolitanum
Lineage: Eukaryota; Fungi; Ascomycota; Eurotiomycetes; Eurotiales; Aspergillaceae
Exons: 3
Coding region: 1-1245 (414 amino acids)
Source: RefSeq, a predicted model, not a curated record
AUGCACCACCAGUCAGCCGAUAUACCAUGGCAUCUAAUUGCCUCGAAUCUUCACUGGGCCCCGGGUGAGCCUGCAUUGGAAAUUCGCGCUUUAGAUCUUCCUCAGCUUCCCGGCAAACUGAAUGACGAAUCGGGCUGCGUGUGCGGUGUCACUAACUUGCACCCAACUUCUCCUGCGCCUAGAUCUUCUGAUCAAGAUGAAUUCGCUCAGGCUUUUGCACAGGCCGUGCGUGAGGAUUCGAAACGCAAGCGAGCCCAAUACCCGGAGAAGUAUAACCCUCCCAGUCCCAGUGAUGUUCUCUUGGGGGGAAAACUCGUUCAAACGAUCGAAUCGCAUUUGUCCGAAGAGAUGAAAGGAGGGCCUAGACUUUCAUCUGAGCAAAGAACUGCCUUUGCCUUCCUUCAUCCUUGGGAUACUGGAGGUAGUUGCUAUGCUUGGGAGAGCAAUGAAUUCGGGUUCAUCAAUCUGGAGGUAGUGAAGAUGCUACUCAUGCUAGGCGAACUAGAUCCAAUUCUUCAGGCGUGCGCUCACCCAGACGUAGGACUUUCAGGGUGGUAUUAUGCUGCCAUCUGUGAUUGCUCGGAGACCCCCGAUGUUCUCGGGUGGGAUAUGGUCCAUGAUAGUGCUCUGUUAGCCUACAUUGUUCUCAACAUCGCUCUUUGUUUCCCGCAAAUCUGUGACCCGACAGCGGGUAGAACUGAUGAAACCGACUAUCGCCAUACAGGAUUCUAUCAGUACAUGCUGAGAGAAAUCACUCGGUCACUUGCUCCUUCCGAAGCAACAUCCUAUCCACAUCAGCAGUUUUUUGGAAUUCCUCACGAUCACUUUUGCGAAGAAGAUGAUAUGCAUAAAAAUAUUGAUAAGAAACACUGGCUGCAUCGCACAAACAUCAUCGAACGCGGUCACUAUGGUGUACUUUCAUUUGAUGAGUUCCUCAACUUAGAACGUCCAUUGCCUGAUCAAUAUCAGCCAUCGGAAUCUGAUGUUGAAUCAGCGAAACAAGAACUCCUUUCUAAAUGCUUACCCCUCGAGAUUGUGUUUAUGAUCAUGAAUUUCGCCGAUUAUAAAGCCAAAAGGAUUCUCAAGGUCCCGCAUGAUCCCCUUCACCCUGACAACAGAGCCGAAUUGAACCAAUAUCUUGAUCAAUGCUGGCAAAUCAUUAUUGGCUGUGAGAUCAUGAGCAAUGCAUUGGGUCGGGGUACGAUUGACUGGCAGAACAUAUUCGAUAACGGGAAUGAAAUGUAA